AUGUUGAGAUCGUCGAAAAGACUCUACCUGGCCCUCGCCAAGACCCCGCUCUACCCCUGUCACAUCGAGUUGGGCGGGAAAAUGGUCGACUACGCCGGGUUCGACAUGCCGGUGCUCUACCAGGGCCAGACCCACAUUGAGUCCCACCACUGGGUCCGGGAGAAGUGUGGUUUGUUCGACGUGUCCCACAUGUUGCAGCACCGCAUCCUGGGUCCCGAUGCUAAGGCGUUCUUGCAAAAAUGUACCCCGAUUGAUCUCGAUAGCCUUGCCCCUUUCCAAGGGCUGCUUUCAGUGUUAUUGAACGAAGACGGCGGUGUCAUCGACGAUUGCAUCAUCACCAAGCACGACGACGACCACUACUAUAUGGUGACCAACGCUGGCUGCCGUGAUAAGGACAUGAAGUUCUUAAAGAAAGAAGGCGAAGCUUUCAACAGUUUGGACCACCAGCCGUUUGAACUGACGCUUCUCGCCAUCCAGGGACCUAAAGCUGCCGAGGUAUUGCAACAAUUCACUCAGGAAGACUUGACCAAGUUGUUCUUUGGCAACCUGGUGUUUGCCAAAGUCGCGGGGAUCAAGCUGAACGAACCCGUCCACAUUGCCCGGGCUGGCUAUACCGGCGAGGAUGGGUUUGAGUUGCUGAUCCCGUCAUCGAACCACGACGAAGCUACUGAUGCUCGUAACUUCUUUAUGUCGCUUAUUGAAGAUUUCCCCGAGACGGUUAAACCGAUUGGGUUAGCCGCCAGAGACUCGUUGCGGUUGGAAGCAGGGAUGUGUCUUUACGGUAACGAGUUGCUGGAAGAUAAGACUCCCAUCGAUGCUCUGUUGGCGUGGUUAGUCCCCAAACUGAGACGCGAGACGGGGGGCUUCAACGGUGCCGCCAAGAUCUUGAGCCAGAUCAAGGAUAAACUGACCACCCACCGCCGGGUGGGGAUCAGACUGAAGGGGCCGGCCCCUCGUGGUGACCUGAAGAUCUACUCGCAAGAUGGUAACGAGAUCGGGUGGGUGACGCUGGGGCUGGCGUCGCCCACUUUGGGCGGUAACGUCGGCCAGGCCUACAUUGAAAAGGGGUACAAGUUUGGUACCCCGAUCAAGAUCGAGAUCAGAGGUAAACAAAGAGAUGGCGAGAUCGCCAAGUUGCCUUUCAUCGAGGCCAAGUUCUACCGCGGGGAAUAA
This is a messenger RNA of Diutina rugosa, 1173 nucleotides long. It is a transcript of the gene GCV1, whose product is annotated as glycine decarboxylase subunit T. Gene Ontology annotation, cellular component: mitochondrion. Gene Ontology annotation, biological process: glycine catabolic process. The record is from RefSeq and is a predicted model, not a curated record. The transcript has a single exon. Gene Ontology annotation, molecular function: aminomethyltransferase activity; protein binding. Lineage: Eukaryota; Fungi; Ascomycota; Pichiomycetes; Serinales; Debaryomycetaceae. Bases 1 to 1173 code for a protein of 390 amino acids.